GUAGAAGGGGACAACAGUUAUGAAAUUCAACUAGCAAUUUCUCACAUACUUUGUAUAUUUAUGAAUAUGUAUUAGAAUAUGAAGGACUGUGUGAUCGAAGGACUCUGUGAGUUAAGCCUGUGCAAGUGGUUUGAGGGAGUGUUUCAAUAAAUAGUCGUCAUUUCCCUAUUGUGACAGAUAGAAACUGUGGGUAUGUAAGAGUGGAGGAUUAAAAACAGAGCAAAGCUGUUACUGCAUAUCUGGGAGUCAAGAAAACAUUUUGACUUACCACAAACAGCCAAACUGAAAGAAGACCCUUGGAAGAGUCUUAGAGAGGCCACCAUGAUCCCCCCAUUCCUGGCCCUGUUCUGUGUAGGGCUCUGUGCUGGCCAAGGAGACAUAAGAAGACAUGAGUCACUUCCCAGGCCCUCCAUCAGUGCCUGGCCCAGCUCGGUGGUUCCUGCCAACAGUACAGUGACGCUGCGAUGCUCAGCUCCUACCAGGGAUGGAAACUUUGCUCUCAGAAAGAACGGAUUUCCUCAGGGCUUCGUGCCAUCUCCUGAUUCCCCAGAGGGCCUGGCUGAAUUUCACCUCGCUGAUUUAAAAAACAGUAAUGCUGGAGAGUACACCUGUGAAUACUACCGAAGAGAGAGCCCCCACAUAAGGUCACCACCCAGUGAUGCCCUUUUGCUACUGGUGACAGGGAAUUUCCCUAAACCUCUCCUCCAACCCCACCAAAGGGGUAAGGUGACUGCAGGAGGAAAGGUGACCCUGCAGUGCCAGAGGCCAGAGCAUUUGACUGAAUCUAUAAUGUUUGCUCUACUGAAGAAGGGAACUUCAACUCCCAUACAGAUCCAGAAUCCAGUAGGAAAGGAGACAGACUUCUCCCUUCAGAAUGUGGCAGUUGAUGACACUGGGGACUACAGCUGUGUGUACUUCCAGGGAAAGCCUCCUUUCUGGGCCUCAGAGCCCAGUAACCACCUUGCGAUCUGGGUGACAGCCAGGGAUUCUCUUCUAGAAGACACCGAAUCUUCCAACAGAGCAGAAACAACACUAGGGACCACUGAAAUCAUCCUCAUCAUCAUCUUCACCUUACUCUUCCUCCUCGCAGCCUUCCUCAUCUACAGAUACUCCAAUUGUGGGGCAGCUCUUGACAAGAUGACUAAAAGAUGUGUCUCCAGCUGUAAAGAGCUGCUCUCUUGCUCUGCUCCUGGCAGUAACCAACCUGCUUCCUGGCCCAGUGGAUUGACUGGAUGUUUCCUGCCAACACUUACUUUGGAGGAAGGAACUCAGGGGUCAAGAGCUGAAGAACCUCACGGAGUGACAUAUGCUGAGCUGAACACCAGAGCCCUGAGUGAGGGCCCUUCCAGCCAGGAGAAGCAGCCUCUGGAGACCUGUGUGUACUCAGCCCUUAAGAUGUAGCCAGGAGGAGGUCUGCAACCAGGAAGAACCUCCGACAAGGGAGUGGGUAUGGGGCCUCCCGCUAGGGGGAUGAGGCAAAUGAGGAUCGCUGACCUCAAAUCUCCAAUUUAGACUUGAUUCCUUCUUCUAAAAACUUGUUGUUUUAAAGUGAGAAGUAUCAUUUACAUAAAGUGAUAUGCAAAUGAGAGGACUCAGAAUGGCUGCUUGAUCAUGCCGGGAAGACCAACUGUGUGAUUGGAGAGUUGGGGAUUAGAGCCAGGUGCUAUCAGCCUGACCUCUAGGGAAGAGAGGAAGGCUGGAGAUUGACUCAAUCACAUGAGCAAUGAGUCAAUCAACCGCACCUGUGUGAUGACUGUGACUACAUCCCAAUGAAAACCCUGGACACUGAGGCUGGGGGAGCUUUCUGGUUGGUGACACACCUUGAUGUACUUGGAGGGUGACAUACUCUGAGAAUAUAGGAAACUUUGCUUUGGGGAGCCUUCCAGACCUUACCCUAUGUGUCUCUUCAUUUAGCUGGUCUUGAUUUGUAUCCUUUAUAAUAAACU
This is a messenger RNA of Hipposideros armiger (great roundleaf bat), 1946 nucleotides long. It is a transcript of the gene TARM1, whose product is annotated as T cell-interacting, activating receptor on myeloid cells 1. Gene Ontology annotation, cellular component: plasma membrane. Bases 322 to 1401 code for a protein of 359 amino acids. NCBI's taxonomy places the organism in Eukaryota, Metazoa, Chordata, Mammalia, Chiroptera, Hipposideridae. The transcript is spliced from 10 exons. The record is from RefSeq and is a predicted model, not a curated record. Gene Ontology annotation, biological process: immune response-regulating signaling pathway.